Messenger RNA from Scutellospora calospora, 1644 nucleotides. NCBI's taxonomy places the organism in Eukaryota, Fungi, Glomeromycota, Glomeromycetes, Diversisporales, Gigasporaceae. The record is from the annotation of a GenBank genome assembly.
GAAGGUGAAGAUAAUUUUAUAACUCGGAUGUAUCCUAGUGGAUUGAAUAUCACACCUUGGCCAAUUUUCAAUGAUCCUGCUUGGUUUAAGAGUUUAAAAGAUCUUAAAAAAAUUCUUGAUAAACAACAACCUAAAUAUGAGAAUGCUCGUAUAUUUUUACAAAAUACAAAAGUUAUUAUGGCUAAAUUGAAGAUUUGUGAUUGGGGAUCUUUAGAUGAAAACUUAGUUCAAAUUCGUAUUUCAACUCUUAAAAGACUUCUUCCAACAGUUAUUUCACUUGGAGUUGAGCAAAAAGAUCAAUCUACCGAACAUUUAUUGAAUCGAGAUACAGGUCUUAGUAUCGAUGAUCCGGUUGUCCCUAUAACAAAUAUAUUUGAAGAUUUCGAAAGUUCAGCAACUUUGCUUGUUGAUGCAGAAAUUUUACUAUUCGAAGAAAAUACAGAUUUUGUUCAACUUUCGGCUGAUCUAAGAGUUUAUUUUGAAGAGAAUAUACAACAACGUAAAGAGGCGCAUAGCGAUGUUAUAUGGUUUAAUCGUUUAGCAAAAUUCUUUAAAUAUAUUAUUGAACGUAGAGUUUCUCGUGUUCAAGAAUGGUUUGAUCAAAAUACUGCUAAAUUUCCACAAGAUAAUAGUGAUGUUGUGAUUGGUCGAUAUGCUGUUGAACAAGAAAUUAGUAAACUUACACUUCUAUGGACAUUAUGUGGUCUUACUUGCAACGAUUGUAACCUUAAGUGUUUAAAAAAUCGAGAUCAUAAGGAAGGUCAUGAGUGUUUAACAAAUCAUGAGUGCCCCUCAACCUGUCAAUUUACUGAAGCACAUGAUGAUAAAAGUAUCAUCCCACCAUGCAGUCACAGAGCUGGUCAUGAAGGAAAACAUGCAUGUUCUCUUAUUAGCCAUUUGUGUGGAAAACCUUGUUGUUUUUCUGAUAAACGAAAUUGCCAAAAGCGAUGUUCGAAAGAGAUCGGUCAUGAAGACGAAGAUGAAAAGCAUCUAUGCCAAUCUCCACGUCAUUAUUGUGGAGCACCGUGUUCGUUAGUUACUAACACAAUAAAAGGCGACUAUAAUUGCCCCAACAAAUGUAUUAUACCUUGUGAAGAGCAGCAUGACUCUCAUCGGUGCGAGAAUGAAACAUGUCCUAUUCCAUGUCCGAUUAAAGAUUGUCAACGACGUUGCAAAAGCGACGAUCAUUUUCAUGCUUAUUCGGAACUUUUUGUCGAACAUUUUUGCGGAAAUGAACAUCAAUGUCAAGAAUAUUGUGAAGAACCCGGUAUUUGUAAAGUUCAAACUGAACCAAAAAAACAAGAGGAAACCUAUAAAGGGCUUGUUGAUUCUACCUCCAUUACUUUUAUUAAGUACAUUCAAGUAAGUGAUAGAUUACAGUGUGGUAGAAAAAUUCCACCGGAUUCAUUCAAACAUGAAGGAAAACAUUCUCAUGAUUCAAAUGGUGAGGGAGUACAUUAUUGUGAUGAGAAAUGCAGCUUUUGUGAAUAUUAUUGCACUUUACCCCAUGGGCAUACACAAAAACAUGAAACACGCCAUGGAAACAUGAUCCAAACAGAAUUUACCGCAGAAGAAAAUGAAUUUGAAUAUGGAGGUCAUAAAUUAAGAGCCGGAGAUGAAGGAACUUUUGUAUUGUGUAAUUUG